Molecule: messenger RNA, 771 nt
Organism: Phaeoacremonium minimum UCRPA7
Lineage: Eukaryota; Fungi; Ascomycota; Sordariomycetes; Togniniales; Togniniaceae
Product: putative lysosomal protective protein
Exons: 2
Coding region: 1-771 (256 amino acids)
Biological process (GO): proteolysis
Cellular component (GO): fungal-type vacuole
Molecular function (GO): serine-type carboxypeptidase activity
Source: RefSeq, a predicted model, not a curated record
AUGCUGCGCAAACAAUUCUUGUUCGCCAGCCUCUCGGGCAUUGCGCUAGCGCAGUUCCCACCGGAACCAAAGGGCAUUACGGUGCUGAGGUCCAAGUUCCACGAGAACGUCACCAUAUCAUACAAAGAGCUCAAUGGCGGCCCUGGCGGCUCCUCGCUAAUGGGCGCGUUUGAGGAGCUUGGGCCGUGUUAUGUCACAUCUGACUCCAAAGACACAUAUCUCAACCCAUGGAGCUGGAAUAACGAGGUGAACAUGCUGUUCCUAGACCAGCCCAACCAGGUCGGCUUCUCCUAUGAUGUUCCCACCAAUGGAACUUUUCAAGCGGCCAGCGACAGUGACGGGGGUGACAGCGAAGCCGGCGGGUUUUUCCACGCUGUCCCAACCAAUUUUACGGAAGACAACCCGCCUAUCGCCAACCUGACGUCUUACCCGGGGACUUUUGCCAGCCAGAAACUAUCAUCGACGCAGAAUAGCACUGCGAGUGCGGCGCACGCGCUAUGGCACUUCGCACAAACAUGGUUUUUCGAGUUCCCUCACUAUAAGCCUGAAGACAAUGGCAUUAGUCUGUGGGCUGAGAGCUAUGGUGGGCAUUACGGCCCGGGCAUAUUCAAAUUCUUCCAGCAGCAGAACGAUAAGAUUCGUGACGGGACUUCAAAAGAGAAGGAUGCGCAUUACCUGCAUCUUAAUGCUCUGGGUAUUGUGAAUGGAUUAAUAGAUGUUGUUGAGCAGGGCCAGGCGUAUCUGGACUUCGCAUACAAUAAUGUAAGUUAG